Molecule: messenger RNA, 2443 nt
Organism: Myotis daubentonii (Daubenton's bat)
Lineage: Eukaryota; Metazoa; Chordata; Mammalia; Chiroptera; Vespertilionidae
Gene: INCA1
Product: inhibitor of CDK, cyclin A1 interacting protein 1
Biological process (GO): negative regulation of cell population proliferation; negative regulation of cyclin-dependent protein serine/threonine kinase activity
Cellular component (GO): cytoplasm
Molecular function (GO): cyclin-dependent protein serine/threonine kinase inhibitor activity; cyclin binding
Source: RefSeq, a predicted model, not a curated record
GCGGGCAGCGGCCGCACAGCCACCGGCGCUCUGCUCCUGCCGCCGCCUCAGGCCCAGGCCGCCCCUCCCGACCCAGCCUGGCCCCGCAGGGCCCAGAUCGUCCCCUCAGGAAGGGUCCAGACCAGACCGUUCCCUCAGCUCCUCCGACCCCCAGGCGUGGCUGCCCCCGAAGGCCUGCCCGAGCCCCAGUCUGGCUGCCAGGCAAGGGUCGCCUUCGCCCCUUAGGCCAAGCCACACACAGGCCUGGCCCUUCUCUCCAGGCAGGGCCGCCCGCCCUCUCCCCGCAGCCCAGACCCCUCGGCCCCGCUCUGCCAGGGGAGGCCUCGCCUGCACCCCUGGCCAGCUGUUGGGUCCUCCGUCCAGCUUCCUGCCGCCCGUCCUGUCCCUCAGACCGAGGCCACCCCCUGAGGCCCUAACUGACCCCUUCCGGCCCAGGACCUCCGUGUGGACCCUCCGGCCUUUUCAGCCCGACUCCAUCCCAUCGGCCGCCUCGGCCUGAACAUCCUCCUCUCCCCUCGCCCACCUGCUCUCCCCGUCCCAGCUGCCCUGGGAUACAGUCAGUCCCCGUUGCUCCCCGCGGGCCUUUUCUUCCAUGCUCCCUGCAGGCGCUCUUGCAACUAGCACCCCACGUCCCGGGCUCUCAGGUUGUAUGUGGCUCCCCCUCCCCUGGCUCCGUGCAGCUGGCCUUUGCUCACCUUUACCUGUCGGCUCCCCCUGCCCGCCCUUCCCGUCACCCUUUGACCCUCUGUCCACACCUGAUUUUUUUACCAGCCCUCCAUUCUCCAGCUGCCCCAGCCACGAGUCCAUACCACCAGCCACAAAUGCCUCUGUCCUGUCCUUUCCACCUGUCACCCCUUUUCGUUUCAUCAUCUCCUAGCGCCAGUUAAGUAACUUAACCGCCGUUUGCAAAUGUCACUUACUCUAUAGUAUAGGGUCUAUACCUUUGGCUUCAGAAAAUUCAUUUUCUCCUUUGUCUUCUGCCACAUCCACAGCCCCUAGCCCAGUGAUGGCGAACCUUUUGAGCGUGGCGUGUCAGCAUUUUGAAAAACCCUAACUUAACCCUGGUGCCCUGUCACAUACAGACAUUUUUUGAUAUUUGCAACCGUAGUAAAACAAAGACUUAUGUUUUUGAUAUUUAUUUUGUAUAUUCAAAUGCCAUGCAACAAAGAAAAAUCAACCAAAAAAAUGUCAUAGGUUCGCCAUCGCUGCCCUGGGCUCUCCAUCUUCCACCUGUAUCUUCAGCCACUAGACCUGCCGGCACUAGAAAUGCCUUUAAAGCUCCCUUUCCCUUUGCAGGACCCAGGAUCCUCUUUCCAGUCUCUAGAUCUGCUCCUGGUCUCAUCCCCACAGCCAUGCACACGCGUGAAUGACUCAUUUUUCAUUAUCCUCCCAGCACCCAUGAAGCGACUCAGUCCCGCCAGCCAGCCCAGUCCAGUCCUGCAGGUACAGGAAGAUGGAGAUAACCUCAUCCCCUUUGCCAAGUGUUCCAGGGUGGUCAGCCGAUCCUCACCCCCCAGCUUGCCUCCCCAGAGCCUCAGACUGACACGCCAGCAUUAUGGAGACGUCUUCCAGGACAGCCUUAGUGAAAGGCCCAGCUCCACCUGGAUGGAAGAACGGUACAUCCCCUCCCUGCAGAGAGCCACUGGUUGUUCCCAGCCUGGCGUGUACCCACCUGAGGGGCUCCCACCCCCUGAGAUGCUUUUCAGAAGAAAGAGGAGGAGGUCAUAUUUGGCAGGAAUGCAGGGACCUGGGGGCAUCCCAGCCCGGGUAAGGGCUGUCACUUACCACCUGGAGGAUCUAAGGAGGCGACAGAGAAUCAUCAAUGAGCUGAAGAAGUCCCAGUGGAGCAGCCCUGGCGCUGCGGCCGAGCCCCCGGUGCCUGGCGAAGCGAGCUGUGGAUUCCCGGGCACCAGCCAACAGCCUCGUCAGGACGCGGAGCAGGCAACCUACCCACAGGAAGACGACCACUUCCUCCCUCCCGGCAGGGCCCAGCUGCUUUGGUCUCCCUGGAGUCCCCUGGCCCAGGAAGGAUCUUUCCUCUCCAGGCAGCUGAGCUCUCUGACGCCCUCCAGCACUGUCACAGCCUGUAGGAGCCCCCCUUUCAAUACCUGGGGGAUGGAGCUGCCCGAGGAAUAAGGAAGAGCCCUUAUGAAGUCUCCGCAGACUAAAGGCCCAGGGAUGGUAACGAAACCACCCCUGUCGAUCCAACAUGCUCGCGCUGCCUCGGACCCACGCCGCCUCCUCGUCGCUGGAAUCGCCCCCGAAUGCAUCUCCCGUCCUCAGCCUCUCCCAGCUUCCCCUCCCGCCUCUGCACUCGGCACUGACAGCCCCCGGGCCUCCCGUCUCAACCCGCCCCUCGCAGGAGCUCCCCAAGGCCGGCGGGCCCGCGGGCUCCCUGCAGGGUUCUUUCCCCUGGCCUGUCAUUAAAAGGAAAACAAGUUGA